Molecule: messenger RNA, 2616 nt
Organism: Trichosurus vulpecula (common brushtail)
Lineage: Eukaryota; Metazoa; Chordata; Mammalia; Diprotodontia; Phalangeridae
Gene: SLC23A1
Product: solute carrier family 23 member 1
Exons: 15
Coding region: 63-1859 (598 amino acids)
Biological process (GO): transmembrane transport
Cellular component (GO): membrane
Molecular function (GO): transmembrane transporter activity
Source: RefSeq, a predicted model, not a curated record
ACAGGUGUUUUUGUCCUCUCCUUGUUCCGUCCCCAGGCACCUCCCAGCCCUGCAUCCAAAGGAUGGGGACCCAGGAGGACCACACAGCUCUAGCCCAGGAGACUGAGGGUGCCACCCUCUCCAGGGCACCCCCAGAGUCCCCCAAGAUAGACAUGCUCUACAAGCUUGAGGAUGUGCCUCCCUGGUAUCUCUGCAUUCUCCUGGGAUUCCAGCACUACCUGACCUGUUUCAGUGGCACCAUUGCUAUUCCUUUUCUUCUCGCGGAUGCUCUAUGUGUGGGCAAAGAUCAGUACAUGGUCAGCCAGAUCAUUGGCACCAUCUUCACCUGUGUGGGCAUCACCACCCUCAUCCAGACCACUCUGGGCGUCCGGCUACCCCUGUUUCAGGCUAGUGCCUUUGCCUUCUUGGUCCCAGCCCAAGCUAUCCUGUCCCUGGAGAAGUGGAGAUGUCCCCCAGAAGAGGAGAUCUAUGGUAACUGGAGUUUACCCCUGAACACAUCACAUAUUUGGCAGCCACGAAUGAGAGAGAUCCAGGGGGCAAUCAUGGUGUCCAGCACAGUAGAGGUGAUAAUUGGGCUUUUGGGGCUGCCAGGAGCCCUGCUCAGCUACAUCGGGCCCCUCACGGUCGCCCCCACUGUCUCCCUCAUCGGCCUCUCCGUCUUCCAAGCUGCUGGAGAUCGGGCUGGAUCUCACUGGGGCAUCUCAGCCUUCUCCAUUCUCCUGAUUAUCCUCUUCUCCCAAUAUCUCCGAAAUGUUGCCUUCUGCUUGCCUGGCUACAAAUGGGGCAAAGGCUUCACUCUCUUCCGGAUCGAGAUCUUCAAAAUGUUUCCUAUCGUCCUGGCCAUCAUGACCGUUUGGUUGUUCUGCUAUAUCCUGACGCUGACUGACGUGCUGCCUGCGGACCCCAAUGCCUAUGGUUUCAAGGCUCGGACAGAUGCCCGUGGGGAGAUCCUGUCCAUUUCACCCUGGGUCCGCGUCCCCUACCCCUGUCAAUGGGGCAUCCCUAGUGUGACUGCAGCUGCUGUUCUGGGCAUGUUCAGUGCCACAUUGGCGGGCAUCGUCGAGUCUAUUGGAGAUUACUACGCUUGCGCCCGACUGGCUGGGGCCCCUCCACCCCCUGUUCAUGCCAUCAACAGGGGGAUCUUUACCGAGGGCGUCUGCUGUAUCAUUGCGGGACUGCUCGGGACCGGUAAUGGCUCCACUUCCUCUAGCCCCAACAUUGGCGUCCUGGGCAUCACCAAGGUGGGGAGUCGAAGGGUGGUCCAGUACGGGGCAGGCAUCAUGCUGAUUCUGGGAAUGAUCGGCAAGUUCACGGCUCUCUUUGCUUCCCUCCCUGACCCUAUCCUGGGUGGCAUGUUCUGCACUCUCUUUGGGAUGAUCACUGCAGUGGGCCUGUCCAAUCUGCAGUUUAUUGAUAUGAAUUCUUCCCGAAACCUCUUUGUCCUGGGAUUCUCCAUGUUCUUUGGACUGAUGCUGCCUAACUACCUGGAUUCCAACCCCACUGCCAUCAACACAGGUGUUCCUGAAGUGGACCAGAUCUUGACUGUGCUGCUAACGACAGAGAUGUUCGUGGGUGGUGCUCUGGCCUUUAUCUUGGAUAAUACUGUCCCAGGGAGCCUGGAGGAAAGGGGACUGGUACAGUGGAAAGCUGGAGCUCAUGGCAACAGUGAGACAUCUGCAAGUCUGAAGAGCUAUGACUUUCCUAUUGGCAUGAACACAAUCCGAAAGAUGGCCUUCUUGAAGUACAUCCCUAUCUGUCCUGUCUUCAAGGGCUUUUCUCCAAAGACCCGAGACCAGCUUCCUGCUCCAGAAGACAAUCCAGAAAACACAGACAUCCUAUCUCUGAGCACCAAGGUCUGAAAACGUGAUCUCUGGGGAAGGCUCUCCUCAGUCCUGCAAGCGCACAAACCAGAGGACAAAGCAUAAGGGAGCAAAGGGAUGCCUCUGAAUUCACAAAUUCUUCUACCAACUCUUGACAUGGCAACUGAUGAAGAGAAAGGCAUCAGGAUGCACUCCAGGGCCUGGGACACCUGGGCCUGCUAGACGGAAUCUGGCUUUUAGGUUACCAGCUAAAAGCUGUACAUUGUUAUAUACACAAUGAUAUCCUGUGGCAAGAGUUUUAAUACCAUUUUCAUUUCUUGGUCAGGAUGUAUUCCCCCCACCCAAAGUAAAAAUACAAAAAACUCCAUGUCAUAAAUAGUCUGAAAUGCAUACAUAUCUUUUGGCAUCUAUAAAGAAAUAAGAUCAUUCGUAUUUUACGCAAUACGCAUAGGCAUUCAAGUUGAACAAUCCAAACACCGUACUGUAGAGUCAUAACGAGUGACAUCCAAAAUUGUGUUCUUUAUACCUAGGCACUUCCUUGCUUAUUGACUGAAUCAGUAACACAGCUCUAAACAGGCAGACACAUCAACAAACUACUCGGAAUAAAAGUAUUUGUUCCAGCAAUAGUUCUGUGUUUAUUGUAACAAAGGACACACUUACACUGUAAAUUUCAGUGUUCUCUAGUAGCCCUUCAGAAUAGUACUCAAGUUGCAAGUGAUGUUUCAGAGACUGGGAGUGAAUUCCAGAGUGGCUAGGGGUUGUAAAUAGGAUAGAAAAGCUGCCAUUCAGUCCUCAC